GAGUUAAAAUGAUGUGUUGCCUGGCUCCCCCCAUGCGGAGUUGAAGCAGUCCUCAUGCAUACUCUGCAUAUCAGAGGCUUUGGUCUCUCCUCUUUCUAUAGCUCUUGUAGGACUGGCUAUGGCUACCACUACUUCCGGGUUCCGUCAUUUCAUUCUCCCGCCGAUCAGCGCUGCAAACUGACUCCGUUCUAUAAGCAAGCGAGCAGCCAACCUGCCAACACUUACUGACACUCACUCAUCUCAGAGCGAGAGAGGGAGACGAAAUACCUACAGGGAAACAGGAGAGAUCUCAAAAAUUCGAUCGUAAUUUCCAUUGCUUUUUUUUUUCUCUCUUUACAGUACUAAUAAAAAGCGAUCCACUGCCUAAAAGGGAGACGCGGAGUUGUUGGAAGAAAACGGGCUAAAAGAUUCCUCCUCUCUUGAUCACCAUCACCAACCAUCAUUCAUUCAUUACCUUGACAACCCCUGGCUUUGAUUGACAGCUGGAGUGGCAAAAAGCCAUGAGACACGACAGUUUAGUUACAUGCGGGUUGUUGAUGGGCCGAUUGUAAACCUUCAGUCUGGUGGUUGACAAUUUUUUUUUCGUGCAAAGGGAAAACAAGAAAAAAAAAAAACAAUUGUACAAACUGUUGUUGGUCCUUCUGUUUGCCUUUUUCUGCCACACUGGAGAAUUCACUAAGUUGAUUGAGAAAAGGAGUCUUCCCACUAAAUCACUUCCUAACCGGACUGGGAUAUUAAAUAUACGACACAUCCAGGAGUUUAUUGGAGCGCAGACUGAUGGCGCAAAGGUACGAUGAACUACCCCAUUACGGUGGAAUGGACGGGGUGGGGGUACCUGCAUCAAUGUAUGGAGACCCUCAUGCUCCUCGACCGCUACCGCAGGUACAUCACCUGAACCAUGGGCCACCGUUACAUGCCAGCCAGCACUACGGGGCUCACGCACCUCACCCCAACGUAAUGCCAACCGGCAUGGGAUCCGCUGUCAACGAUGUUUUGAAGAGAGAUAAAGAUGCAAUUUACGGUCACCCGUUAUUUCCUCUGCUAGCGCUGGUUUUUGAGAAAUGCGAGCUGGCGACGUGCACACCCCGAGAGCCCGGCGUGGCAGGCGGCGACGUCUGCUCCUCCGACUCCUUCAAUGAGGACAUCGCCGUCUUCGCCAAACAGGUCCGCGCAGAAAAACCCUUAUUUUCUUCAAAUCCAGAAUUGGACAAUUUGAUGAUUCAAGCCAUACAAGUAUUACGCUUUCAUCUUUUGGAGUUAGAAAAGGUCCACGAAUUGUGCGAUAAUUUCUGCCAUCGGUAUAUCAGUUGUUUAAAAGGAAAAAUGCCAAUCGACCUGGUUAUUGACGAAAGGGACGGCAGCUCAAAGUCAGACCACGAAGAACUUUCAGGAUCAUCCACAAACUUAGCCGACCAUAACCCAGCAUCGUGGAGAGACCAUGAUGAUGCAACCUCAACGCACUCAGCAGGCACGCCAGGGCCCUCCAGUGGGGGCCACGCAUCACAAAGCGGAGACAACAGCAGCGAGCAAGGAGACGGCUUAGAUAACAGCGUGGCCUCACCUGGCACAGGUGACGACGACGAUCCAGAUAAAGACAAAAAACGACAGAAAAAGCGGGGCAUUUUUCCCAAAGUAGCAACAAAUAUCAUGAGAGCGUGGCUUUUCCAACACCUCACACAUCCGUACCCUUCCGAAGAACAGAAAAAACAGUUAGCCCAAGACACAGGACUGACAAUUUUACAAGUAAACAACUGGUUUAUUAAUGCCAGAAGAAGAAUAGUACAGCCAAUGAUUGACCAGUCAAAUCGAGCAGGUUUUCUUCUUGAUCCUUCAGUGAGCCAAGGAGCAGCAUACAGUCCAGAAGGCCAGCCAAUGGGAAGCUUUGUACUCGAUGGUCAACAGCACAUGGGGAUCCGACCAGCCGGUCUACAAGGCAUGCCAGGGGAAUAUGUAUCUCAGGGUGGUCCUAUGGGCAUGAGUAUGGCACAGUCAAGUUACACUCCUCCCCAAAUGACUAAUCAUCCUUCCCAGUUGCGACUCGGACCAUCGAUGCAUUCGUAUCUUCCCUGCCAUCCCCAUCACCCCGCCAUGAUGAUGCACGGAGGACCCCCAGCACACCCUGGAAUGACCAUGUCAGCACAGAGCCCCACGAUGUUGAACCCUGUAGACCCCAGCAUGGGAGGACAGGUCCUGGACCUUCAUGCCCAGUAGUAUAAGGGAGCUGACAAAAAAUUAAAAAAAAAAUUAAUAAAUAAACUAUUAUAUAAAUAAACUCUUUUAAGACUUUUUGAAUUUUGACCAGAAUUUGACACUUAAUGGAAUUCCAGCUGUGAUUAUUUUUUACUUGUCUUUUUCUUAUUUUCAUGAGAAACAGAGGACCAAGCUCACAAGAAGAAACUGUAACAUCUUGGGCUUUCUUAAAGAACAAUAGGAGGUGAUUGGGGGAAAAAAAAAAAAAAAAACAGAAAAAAAAUUUUAAAAAUAAAAAAGAAGUCCGACUGAAAGAGGAAAAUAAGUAAUAAAAGGCUCCAAGAGUUAAUAUCUACUGUAGUAUAAAAAUAGGAACUAAAUUAAAUUUGUGCAUUUUUGUUGAUCACUCGAUUUAUGUUGCCUCAGAUAGUUUUAGAAGAAAAGUUUCUCCUUGCUUUCCACACUAUGUGUGUUGUUCCCAAAAGAGAGACUGUCUUGGUGCAGCAAUAAAAGAAGCCUGACAUGAAAUAACUGUGGUGGACAGAACUCGUGGGCCAUGGAACAGAACUCCAGACAGGAAGGAAGGCUGCUUGAAAACGCACCCCAAACAACGUCGCUUUUCACUCAUUUCCUUAUUUUUUACAUUGUUGAAUGAAUGUGCCCUGAACUGCCCGAGCACUGGAUCAUGUGAAUUCUUGGUUGGUUUUGGUUUUUUUUUUGCUUUUCUCCCCCCCAACCCCAACCCCCCCUUUGGACUCUUCAGCAGAGCCUUUUGAAGGAUUUAGGAAUUGUGGAGUAGCAGCUUCUCCCCAUAGUUCUUAGCCUUGGAAUCGACACACUUGCCACAUGGACAGUACUGACAAUGGCAAAGAAAGAAGUUAUUGAUGGUCCUUGCACCAAAAAUAAAACAACUUAAAUAUGAACUCAAAGCUUGAUGAAAAAAAAAAGCAGAGAAUAUUGUAACAAACUUCGUACAGAGUUCAGUCAAUUAAUUGUUUCAUGUUAGAUAUUCUAUGUGUUUACCUCAAUUGAAAAAGAAUGUUUUUGCUAGUAUCAGACCUGCUGUGGAAUUGGUAUUGUAUGUCCAUGAAAUCCUUCCUUUCUCAGCACGUGUUCCUCACUAGAAGAAAAUGCUGUUUCCCUUAAGCUUUGUCAAAAGAAAAAAGAAAAAUACAUUAAAUACUUGUAUGAGGACUGUGACGUUAUGUUUAAAAGGUGUUAAGUCACACAUGCUGUAAUAAAUAUUUCAUUUUUGAUUUUUGUUAGA
Polypterus senegalus (gray bichir) is the source of this 3457-nucleotide messenger RNA. It is a transcript of the gene meis2a, whose product is annotated as Meis homeobox 2a. Lineage: Eukaryota; Metazoa; Chordata; Cladistia; Polypteriformes; Polypteridae. The record is from RefSeq and is a predicted model, not a curated record. Gene Ontology annotation, biological process: positive regulation of cell population proliferation; brain development; embryonic pattern specification. The transcript is spliced from 12 exons. Gene Ontology annotation, molecular function: DNA-binding transcription activator activity, RNA polymerase II-specific; RNA polymerase II cis-regulatory region sequence-specific DNA binding. Bases 778 to 2211 code for a protein of 477 amino acids.